This is a messenger RNA of Thelazia callipaeda (thelaziosis nematode), 771 nucleotides long. The record is from the annotation of a GenBank genome assembly. Lineage: Eukaryota; Metazoa; Nematoda; Chromadorea; Rhabditida; Thelaziidae.
AUGAAGAAAGCGAAAAAACGUGUCAAGUUUGAACUUCCGAAAACAAACGCUACUCUCGUCACAAGUAAUGCUGCUGUGGUUAUUCAGAAGCCGUGCAAUGAUUUACAUUCUAUCUUAUUGUCAAAUACUGGUAGCAAAGUCUCCUGUACACAUCGUGAAAUCCCUGGAAUCUUUUCUAUUCCAUUAUAUCGAGCAAAAACUUUCUCACGUAACAUUAAAAUAAUAGAUACACCCACAAUACGUUUAGCAAAACAGCACUAUUCUCAUCUUUCAGCAUCUAAUGCUGAAACUAAGAGAUCCGCGGUAAUAUCACAUCAGUUUACUCAAAUGCAUACACCGAUUGUUGUAAAAUCUCAAAGUCUUACCCCAAAAAUUUCAUUUGCAAAAAGUGCAAAAUUUUUUACGGCUUCACGCAGUGCACUCGCUUAUCCAUCAUCAUCAGUUGUCCGCCAACAAUGUAGAAAUUCUGAUUCAGCUAAAAAUAUGACGCCGAUCGAUAAAACUCGGAAAUUUUGCAUAAAUCAUAGGGACAAAAUUCAAAAUUUGCAUAUUACUACUCCUAAACAAUCACUAACAGCAGAUACAGGUUAUGGAGUUUGCCAACGCUUUUCAUCUACUUAUAACAAUGAACUGAAAAUGUCACGAUCAUGUUUUCCUCGACCCGAAGAUUCUGCCCUUAAUUCUACUUCUACAAGAUGUAAUUCAGCGUUAUCAAAUAUGAUUGCAUCAAAUGAAAAACACUCAACUGUAUCGGUAAGUCUAAAAUUUUAA